AUGUCUGGCGUUGCGGAAAAGGCGAGGUUCUUUCUCGAACGGUCCGUUCCCCAGCUACGAGAGUGGGAGGAAAAGGAAUUGUUUUCCAAGGAUGAAAUAAGAACAAUCGUGCAAAAGCGCAACUCCCAUGAGCACAAGGUCCUGUCCCCCGGAAACAAGCCAGCCGACUGGUCCGCAUAUGCCAAGUGGGAGAACAGCCUCGAGGCCCUUCGCACCAAGCGAUGCAAGCGCCUCAAGAUCCGGCACCUGGACAGCGGGCACGCGGGGCAGGGCCGCGUGCUGUCCAUCUAUGAGCGGUCCGUGAACCGGCACCCCAGCAGCUCAGCCCUGUGGCGCGAGUAUCUGUCGUACACAGCGAGCAUCAAGGCGUCGAAGCGUUUCCGGCGGACCAUGACGAGCGCGCUGCGCAUGAUGCCCCACGACUCUGGGCUGUGGAUUAUGGCGGGCAGGCGGGCGGCGCACAACGGCGACAUGGCAGCGGCAAGGGGCUUCUUCAUGCGUGGGUGCAGAUUCUGCACCAAGGACGGCACGCUGUGGAUCGAGUACGCCCGCUGUGAGAUGGAGUGGCUGGCCAAGGUGGACCAGAGGAAGAAGAAGGGCACUAAGGCCGUCGCCGACGACCCGCUACGUGCAGAGCGCACAAUUGAUGACGGCAAUGAGCUGCGCAUCGAGGACAGCGACGAAGACGGCGACGACGACGAAGGAGAAGGCUAUAUGCUUCCUCAACCCUCGAAGACCCAGGAGAAGGUCAUCGAUAAGCAGACCGCCAAGCAGCUCCGGAAUAAUCCGGCCAUGGACGGUGCUAUCCCCAUGGCCAUUUACGAUGUCGCGUCCAAGCAGGCCUUUUUCCGACCAGCCUCGGCCGAGCAGUUCUUUUUCGUGGUUGCCACCUUCAGCAACGUGGCCUCCCAGCCCAGGAUAUCCCAACACAUUCUCGACGCCAUGGACAGCACUUACCCCAAUGACCCGGCCACUUGCAACGUCCACGUGCGGCGGCCCAUUAUCGGUGUCGACCCCUCCUCAGCAGACUUCCCUCGUGGUCUGCGUGAGGCCCUGCCCCUACUCAAUGGUUAUCUGGAGACGACGACGGACCGCCAAGAGCUGGCUAAGAAGACGGCCGCCUGGAUUGACGAGUAUCUGGCUGUGGAGGGACUGGAUGAGGGCAUUCGCAAGGUGUUGGAGCACACGAGGGGGAAGCUUGGUUUGGAGUAG
Geosmithia morbida is the source of this 1212-nucleotide messenger RNA. RefSeq names its product U3 small nucleolar RNA-associated protein 6. Gene Ontology annotation, biological process: maturation of SSU-rRNA from tricistronic rRNA transcript (SSU-rRNA, 5.8S rRNA, LSU-rRNA). Gene Ontology annotation, cellular component: Pwp2p-containing subcomplex of 90S preribosome; small-subunit processome. NCBI's taxonomy places the organism in Eukaryota, Fungi, Ascomycota, Sordariomycetes, Hypocreales, Bionectriaceae. The coding region runs from base 1 to 1212 and encodes 403 amino acids. The record is from RefSeq and is a predicted model, not a curated record. Gene Ontology annotation, molecular function: snoRNA binding; protein binding. The transcript has 2 exons.